AUGGCUUCUCUUGUCCCCGAGGCCGGGCUGUCUCUCUGGCGUGGAGACCAGCCGGGUAACCUCUCGCCAGACCCUCAUGCCAAACAAACUCAGAUAAUGCGUUUGAACCUCACUCAAAGCACCUUGGACGAACUGGUGGAAAGCCUUCGCAACGAUCAAAAAGCUCGAUUACGUCUUGGGAAACACCAAACUCUCUACUACGGCUCCAAGUCCCACCAAUUUCACUCCCACCUCGAACCUCAUCGCUCCGAAUUGUACAAGACCUCCCCCACCGAUAAAGAAAACCUCUACUUCUCGGGCGUGCUCAGUCACAGCCUCGAGGUUCAAAAGGCAAAAGAAGCAACGGCUGCCACCGACGAAGCCCUAGCAAACCUCGAACAGAGUCUCAGUGCCUUUGAACGAGGCAAGGAGUCGAAGAAGACGCAACUCGUCAACCUCAAGCCUGGCGAUCAAAGGUCUCGCUCCAAGGUUCCCUUGAGCAAGAUUGAUCUUGACAAAGAACGUUUCUUCAAAAAUCGCUCCAUCUCUGGCAGUCCCUCACUCGGAGCUAUUCGAUCACCCGCAUCAUCUCUCCCCGCUCUCACUCCCACCUCAGUUCCUUCGUCCCAGAACAAACGAAAGAUCCGACUCGAAGCGUUGAAAACACCGUUCAUCCACCUUCUCGCAGUCACUCCGGUUUCAGUCAAGUACCUCGCUCAAACGACUCGCUCGUCGCAGGAAGACUGCCUCGAAUUGGCCAGGAAGUACGGCGUUGAAAACCGAAUUGACCCUUCGAAGUUCAAUCUGAAGGAUAAAUGUUACAAGGAAUUAGAUAUCUGGAACUUCCCAUAUCCAAGCGAAUCUGAUCGCACCUCUGCAAUUGAAAACGCAAUUUCAGCGUUUGAUCGGCAGCGGAUAUCACCUUCAGACAAGCUGUGGCAGAUGCUGAAUUCAAAAGAAGAGCGAGCAAAAGGAGUUUGCAAAUCGCGCUUGAAGCUUCAAACCGGACCUCCACCUAUUAAAGUGCACGCAUCGGAGGAAACAAGCAAAGAAGGGUACAUGACUGGCAACGAGACUGACCGAACCAACGGGCGAUUGACCCCGAACGGUGACAGCACUACAUCCAAGCCAGCACCAAAGAAGAUGGCGACCACCAAAUCCAAGAAUACCACCCUCACUGGGCGAGUCACAAAAAAGACAGAGAAGAAGGCUCCUGCAAAACCCACGGGCAAGUUCAAAUCUGCCGAGUUUGUGCAUGAUUCAGACGAGGACACGGACAUUCCAGACGCUCCUCCUGUUCGUCCACCUCCACCAGCAGCGAAAAAGGCACCAGCCGCGAGCUCUACGGAAGCCAAGAAAGCACCAGCCAAACCAGUAGCGGACAACAAACCUGCGAAAGCGGCUUCCAAACCCAGUUCCGUCACUCACUCGCCAACAGUCAAACCCCAGAUUACGUUGAAGCCUCAGCCGCGAACUAUCAAAACCAUUCCGGCCAGCAGCGCUAAUGGAACUGGUUCCAAGACAUUACCUGGAUCUCGAGCAACAAAGCCUACUUCUCCAGUCAAAAAGUCUCCAUUGGCGUCCUCCCCACCGACAAAUGCGUCUGAUAUUGACAACUCUAGCCAAAACUCCGGGCAGACGAGCUCAUCUAGUUCAUCACCUCUUAUGGCACAAAUGGCGAAACAGAACAAAGCGAAAUAUACGGUUACUACGACCGCUACCAAGCCAAGGGCCCCUGCUGCGAAGCCUAAUGGUACGGUGAAGCCUGCAGUCGAGCAAGCGAACCCUUUGAAACGCAAGGCUUUACCUGAACCGAUGCCAACCGGUCGCAUUAACCGCAAUGGGGACGAUAUCAAACGUCGCCGACCGAUUGAGUCUAUGUCACCGAGUGGGACGAGUUCGGGUAGUGCGUCGCCUCCACUCAACCGCGAGCACCUUCGUCAACAACUACGGCAGAAAUCGAUGGAAUUCAAGAAGCUAUACUCAAAGUAUAGAGCUCUUCACGACUCUUUGGUGAAUCAACUCAAUCCCAUGCCAUCGGAUCUUACACGCUUGAAACAAAUGCAUGCUCGAGUACAGCGGACGAAGAAAGAAAUCUGGGACGAAGACCGACGACUGCGGAGGUAGUCCUACAAGCUGGCUUGUUGAUCUUUCUCAGCUGAUAUCAUUCUGAUUCUUUGGUCUCAUUUAUUGCUUUACAUGGUAAACAAAAGUGAUUUCCAGUAAGAGCAUCAAUCCAUCGCUCCAAAAACAGUAGAGGGAUCGGAACAUUGCAUUUGAAUUGUACAUAUUUAUGCAUUUUGUUUCUUCUUUUGGUUUGAACUAGAAAAGGAAACAUAGGAGUUUGAAUUUAACUAGCAUUAUCUUGCUUCAACACCACCGUUCUUAUUCGUUGUC
This is a messenger RNA of Talaromyces stipitatus ATCC 10500, 2376 nucleotides long. RefSeq lists its product as uncharacterized. The transcript has a single exon. NCBI's taxonomy places the organism in Eukaryota, Fungi, Ascomycota, Eurotiomycetes, Eurotiales, Trichocomaceae. The coding region runs from base 1 to 2106 and encodes 701 amino acids. The record is from RefSeq and is a predicted model, not a curated record.